CUCUCCGAUUUGAGUAGCCCGACAUGCGCCGAGCGAAGCCCCCGUGGGGCGCCUUGAUGCUGCGGUGCGCGCUUAGCUGCCGCCAGUACUGGAGGACCGUAGGACAGCCGGAGGGGAUCGUGUCGGAGCAGGACACGGACCAUCAUUUCGUGCAUCGAAGCACCAUUCCUACCAUGCAUUUCCAGCCCAGCUUGCCCAGGUUACCUAUUCCUAAACUGGAGGACACUAUCAAUAGAUACUUAGCUGCUCAGAAGCCAUUAUUGAAUGAUCAACAAUACAGACAUACUGUAAAAAUUGCUACAGAGUUUGGAAAAGGAGAAGGGAAGAUCAUACAUCGUGAUCUUCUUGAACAUGAUCGGAUUAAUAACCAUACAAGUUAUAUAUCAGGGCCCUGGUAUGACAUGUACCUUUCUUCGAGGGAUCCAGUUGUUUUCAACUACAACCCUUUCAUUUCUUUAAAUCCUGAUCCCAAACCUGGAUACAAUAAUCAAGUAGUUAGAGCAACCAAUCUUGUUGUUUCAGCGUUAAAAUUUCUUAACUCCUUGAAGAAUGACUAUUUACGGCCAGAUAUAUAUUAUGUAAACCGCAAAUGGGGUCAAAGUAAAAUGUUCAAACACUUCAUCCGCGCUCUUCCACCUACUCUAUCCUGGUAUGGAGCAUAUUUAGUGAAUGCUUAUCCUUUAGACAUGUCACAGUAUAAAUCUCUCUUCAAUAGUACCAGGAUACCUAAUUUAAGUAAGGAUACAUUAUUUACAAGUGAAUUUGCAAGACAUUUGUUGGUGAUGAGAAAUGGUCAUCUUUAUGUUUUUGAAGUACUGGAUCCUUUUGGCAACAUUCUACAUCCAUCUGAAAUUCAAGCUCAUUUAGCACAAAUAAUAUUUGAUGCUGAUCGCUUGCCUAGAUCUGAACUUUCAUGUCUCACAACUGAAGAAAGAAAUACUUGGGCAAAUGUAAGGCAGCAACUUGUCCAAAAUGGUAAUGAAGAAAACUUGAAGAAAAUUGACAGUUCGGUCUUCUGCCUUUGUUUAGAUAAUGCUUCCCCGCAAGAUGAAAUUGAAGUAACUCAUUGUUUUCUUCAUGGAUAUGGCUUUAAUCGCUGGUUUGACAAAUCCUUUAGUCUGAUUGUCACUAGUGAUGGAAAUGCAGGAAUAAAUUUUGAACACUCUUGGGGAGAUGGUGUUGCGAUUCUGCGUUUCAUUAAUGAAGUCUAUAGAGACAGUACAGAGCGUCCAGCUCUUCUGCCAGGAUCCAGUCCAGCUUUAUUUGUUACAUCUUGUGACAAGCUUGAAUUUAAUUUGAAUCAUUCAAUAACAUCUGCAAUAAAUGCUGCACGUAAGAAAUUUGAUGAAACAUUGAAAAAGUUUCUCGUAAAAUCAUUUAGGUAUGAAAAAUAUGGGAAAGAUUAUAUAGUGAAUAAAAACUUGAGUCCAGAUGCUAUUUUUCAACUUGCUUGUCAAAUGGCUGUCUAUCAUCAGUAUGGAAAGUUUCUUCCUUCUUAUGAAGCAUGUAGUACUGCAGCUUUUAAACAUGGUCGCACUGAAACAAUUCGACCAACAUCUGUGUACACUAAAAGGUGUACAGAUGCAUUUAUUGCGGAACGAGGAAAGCAUAGCAUUCAAGAUAUGAGAAAUAUGAUUGAAGAAUGUUCAAAGUACCACAAACGCUUGCAAUUGGAUGCUACAUUAGGUCAAGGAUUUGAUCGCCACUUAUUUGCUCUGAAGUACCUUGUCCAGUGCAGAGGUGGAACUAUUCCUGAUAUUUAUCAAGAUCCAGCCUAUAAAAACAUAAACCACAUUAACAUUUCAACCAGUACACUAAGCACUCCAGCAGUUAAUCAUGGUGGAUUUGGACCAGUAGUGCCAGAUGGUUUUGGGAUUGGAUAUAAUGUGUUUGAGACCUGGGUAGGAUGUGUCAUUACUAGCUAUUUGGAACAGGAAUUAGAUGAACAUCUGAGAUGUCUUCGGUGCACACUAGACGAUAUAUUUGAAGUCUUAGAAGAAGGACAACUUAAAUAAUAUUAAAAUAUUUUGAAUUGACUACAUAACGAUUCAAAAACAGCUGAUAUUUAAAUAAUGCAUAUAUUACUAUGAAAUGUAAUAGUAGAUUAAGUAGCACAACAAAGCUGUUUAAAAUGUGUUUAAAUGAACACUUUAAAUCUUAAAGCAGUUUUAAUUACAUAAUAAUAUUUAAAUAUUUGUUCUCAAUUAUAUUCUGUAACUUCUCUUUUUUAAAAAAAUAAAAAUAUACCAAUAUUUUCAAUUAAUUUUAUUGAUUUUCUGGAGCUUUAUGUGCCUAAUAAAUCAACAUUUGCUGAAGAGUAUAAAAUAUUGGAAUUCCAAAAACCAGCAAAAGUAAACCGCUAUGUAA
This is a messenger RNA of Crotalus tigris (Tiger rattlesnake), 2367 nucleotides long. RefSeq names its product carnitine O-palmitoyltransferase 2, mitochondrial-like. The record is from RefSeq and is a predicted model, not a curated record. Gene Ontology annotation, biological process: fatty acid beta-oxidation. The coding region runs from base 24 to 2015 and encodes 663 amino acids. Gene Ontology annotation, molecular function: carnitine O-palmitoyltransferase activity. Gene Ontology annotation, cellular component: mitochondrion. The transcript is spliced from 5 exons. Lineage: Eukaryota; Metazoa; Chordata; Lepidosauria; Squamata; Viperidae.